Molecule: messenger RNA, 1667 nt
Organism: Emericellopsis atlantica
Lineage: Eukaryota; Fungi; Ascomycota; Sordariomycetes; Hypocreales; Bionectriaceae
Exons: 1
Coding region: 497-1207 (236 amino acids)
Source: RefSeq, a predicted model, not a curated record
GAGGAAGAACUGGCAACGCGGGGGCGGCAGUGAUGUAUGCACCGGCAUUGAUCGACGCUGCGCCAAGCCUUGGCGGGAGCUGUUAGUGACGGCAUCGGGAGCUGGGGGCGCUGCUAACAGCAACUGCCCCUGGUGAAUCGUCCACUCUCGUCUCCAGCUUACCCUGUGGACUAGCCCGGUCGAGAGACUCGUCUCACUCUCUGCUGCGCCAAAGGGCCCCAAGAGAAACAGCAAUCAGGAUGCGUGUCAGCUUCUUUCGCUCAUAGCAAUUAUUCUCAAGACUUCUUGGUUAUUUGAAGCACCCGGACCAAGUUUUACAGUAAAUCCUCUCCAGAAGACAUGAAGAGCACCUCUACCUACUGGACACCGACUCACGUGGCCAUGGGCAACGCGGCCACGUGAAUGGCGCGUCGCACUCGCAACCACGCGUCUGAUUUCUUCCUCCUCCUCAACACCGCCACCACCAGACGAAUGCAUCGCUUGCCCACCACCCAAUAUGGAAGCGCUCUUCACCCAGUCUUUUGACUCCUUCGAGGCUGCCUACGCCGCCGCCGGCGAGGUCUUUGAAUGCCGCCAGGGCGCAAAGAGGCCCGCCGGCCCCAACUUCAACAACGCCAAGGUCCUCUGCGCCAAGGGUCGUCUCUACCGCAGCCAGUCCAAGGACGACGCCCAGCCCAGGAAGCAGCGCAAGCAGGAGUCCCAGCGGAUCGGCUGCCGCUUCGCCGUCUCCAUCAAGCGCUGCGCACCCCUCUGGCCAAAGGACCCCCUGCCCAAGGGCAUCGGGCCUGGUCGGUGGUUUAUCACACCCUACGGCGGUCGGGACUCGCACCUGCACAAUCACGAGGAACUGCCCCGAACGGCAUUCACCCGGAAUCGCUAUGCCUGGGUCAAGGCGCGCAAGGACCAGAUCAUCACCAUGUGCGACAGGGGCAUGCGAACGCGCGACAUUAUUGGCAUGCUGCGGAUCGAGGCAGCGGAGCAGCCCGAUGCCGUCGUCGACCCGGAUACGAUCUACAACAUUGUCAAAACGCAUAAGCAUGCACGCCGAGCCGAGGAACAAGCGAAGAGGUCUUGGGACAAGGGCCCGCUCGAGGAACUGGGUGAGGGGUGGAUGGACGAGGCAGACAGGUUAAUGAGCGAGAACGACAGAUCCGAGGCGGCCACGGAAAGCAAUGUCUUCAAUCAGCAGGACUCCAACAAUCAAUAACUACAUGCGGCCAUGCACGCAAAAAGACAACGCCAAAAACACCCAUCAACUGCUCUUGGUGUACCUGGACAGCUGCCUCCACCGCUCGCCGUACCGAAACACCAACACGGGAAUCGGCGCCAGCCCCAGACUGACGGCCCCCAGGAUCGUGAACCCCCAGCCGAACCCAUAGUUCCGGACCAGCGGCGUCGUCGCCAGCGGGAGAAACGUCCCCAUCAGGCACCGCGCCACGAUGAGCCCCGUCAUCGCGCUCGCCGCGUACAGACCGAACGCGUCCACCACGUACGCCGACACGGGCACAAACGCCAGCAUGAGCGCGAACCCGACCAGCCCCAUGAGCACGAGCAGAACCCACAGCGGCACCAGCAACUCCGCGGCCCACCCGUAGGCGGCCACCAUGACGGGCAGCGCAAACCCGCCCACAAUCACCAUCGGCAAACGGAACUCGGGCUGGCCCACG